UUCAACAUUAGGUAGGCGACAGUUAAACAAAUAGACAUAAGUUUCACUCUGAGUUCCGUAAUUGAGAAGAAAAAGCGAAUAUUCUAACAUUUUACUCGAUCGAAAGGGGUAAAUAUGAUUCAAUUAGACUCAUCAGAAAUUCCAAGUGAAGUCAUUCGUUUGGCGCUUCAUGAAACCAUUGAAAACCAGCUAAAAUCAAAAGAUUACCAAAUCAAUGGGAUUUACAAUGCGUCGAAGGUGGGAGAAACGAAUUUCGUUGGGAUCGUGCAUCGUGUGUCGUUCAAAAAAGAUGGCGAAAAAAAACAUAAUGAACUAAUAGUCAAGGUCGCUCCGCAAAAUGCCGCUCGUCGGGAGAUUUUCAAUUCGCGACCAUUUUUUCUACGAGAAAUGCGAAUGUACAACGAGGUUUUGCCAUUUUUUCGACAUUUCCAACAUUCAAAGGGUGUAGCAAUUGAGGAGAAUGGUUUUGUUGAAUAUCCAAAGUGUUAUCGAACCAUCGACGAGGAACCCAACGAAAGCCUUUUCUUCGAGGAUUUAAGUGUUCGAAAUAUGGCGAUCAUCGACAAAUUCACCAAAGAAGUUACCGUCGAUCAUGCACGUAUGGUGAUGAAAGCGUUGGGCAAGUUACACGCACUUUCGUUUGCCUUGAAAGAUCAACAUCCGGAAAAGUUCAAAGAAUUGUCUUCAGAUUUAAUUGAGGUGCAUCUACGCCCAGACAAUGCCCACAUAAGAGAACCCCUUAAUAGACAAUCCGAAUUUGUUUUGAAUUUACUAGCCGCAGAAGAAGAUGCCAAUGUUUUGAAUAAAAUGAAAACUUUAUUCAAAAGAGAAGCGAUUUAUAUCAUUGGUGAUUGUCUAGAUUUGGAAUCAGCCGGGUCCGCUUCAGUCAUAAUACACGGAGAUGUUUGGCAGAAUAAUAUUAUGUUCAGCUGUGAUAAAAGUGGAAAACCAAUUGAGAUGUGCUUUUUGGAUUGGCAAUGUUCAAAACAUGUAUCGCCGAUCAUUGACAUCGUAUAUUUUUUGUUCUGUUCCACCACCAAAGAGCUACGAGAUGUGCAUUACGAACAUCUUCUGAAGGUUUACUAUGACAGCUUAGCUGCACACACUAGGAGAUUGGGUUCGGAUGUGGAACAGCUCUUUCCGCAUGCGUUGAUGCAAAAACAUUUCCGUAAAUUUGGAAAAUAUGGCUUGAUUUUGGCCAUGCUCCUACUUCCAGUUAUUACAGCAGACGAAAUGGGAGUAAUUGAUUUGGAUCAAAAAUCAAAAGAUGCGUUAAGUGGCAAACAACACGAUGCAAAAUCUUAUAUAUCGGAAAAGUCACGCGUCAAACUCAAUAAACGUUUACGAGACGUUGCUGUGGAUAUGCUAAAUUCGAAAGAGUAUGAAAUUGAGUUUGUGAGUUCAGCGUCGAAAGCCGGAGAAAGUAAUUUCGUUGGCAUUGUUCAUCAGGUGUCAUUUACCAAAGAAGAUCCAAAUGAAAAGGAACGUCGCUCCGCCUCAAGAUUAAUCCUCAAAGUGGCACCACAAAAUGGAUUUUCCGCUGUGUACGGAAUUUCCUUUUCGCUUCGUUCUAUCAACAAACCUGUGAGUUUUGGCCGAAUUAUCGCGACUCCUCUCAAUAUAAAUACUUUGAAUCAAAAUAUCGUCUCUGGAUAUUUCUGUCGCGAGAAUAUGCGGCGUAAGCAUUUAUUGGCACUUAUAAAUAGAAAUACCCCAGUUUCGAAAAAAGUGAAUCAAAUGAUAGUGAGAUUCGCUGCACCAUUUGCAAUUCUACAAUCAAAAUUUCUUCUGACGGAAAAACGGGAAUGGAAAGACACAUCGGAACAGCACGACACAAGAAGAGGCAAGAGCAACAAGUUAUCAAAUGACGACGUCACCUUAAAUCUGAAAGAGAUAUUCGUCCGCACUGAUGAUGAUUAUUACAGAGAGUUCUUCAAUAAACACGUCGAAGUUAUAUUCAAAGUAUUAAAACACGAAGAAGAUGCGCAUUUGUUGGACGAAAUGAAGAAUCUUUUCGAAAAAGAGCCGAUUGCGGUCGCUGUUGAAUGUCUUGACUUGAAUGCCACAAGAUCGGCUUCAGUUAUCUCACACGGAGAUGCUUGGCAGAAUAAUGCAAUGUUUAGACAUGAUGAAAAUAGAAAAUCAUUUGAAAUUUGCCUUUUGGACUGGCAAAUAUUACGUCAUUCGUCCCCAGCCAUUGAUGUUGCCUACUUCAUUUUCGGCUGUACCACAAAGGAAUUGCGAGACCUUCAUUACGAACAAUUUUCAAACAUUUAUUAUGAUAGCUUAUCCACACAUAUUCGAAGACUUGGCUCUGAUCCGGACAAGUUGUUCCCAUUCACGCUCAUGCAGCAACAUCUCCAGCAAUUCGCAAAGUACGCAUUAGUUCUGUGCACAGUAUUACUUCUACUUUUAACAGCAGACCGAGGAAAUGAGAUUGACUUAGACCAAAUUGCUGAUAACAUUGGAGAUAACAAAGAUACGGAGGUGUAUGGUGCUUUCAUUUCAGAAUCGUCGUAAAGUAAAUUCAAUAAACGUUUGUGAGCCGUUAUUAUUGAUAUGGUACGAUUGGGAUAUACACAGAAAUUGUGAAUUUGAAUAGGACAACAUAAGAAAUUGAUUGAAGAAUGGCUUUACUUAAGUAAUUGAAAUAAGACAAAAACAUCAAUUGUAAACCAAACAAAUUUUAAUGUAUAACAAUAAUACAGAGUUUAUUGACAAAUCUAGAGUAUGGCGAAAAUACACCAAAAAAUA
This is a messenger RNA of Sitodiplosis mosellana (orange wheat blossom midge), 2754 nucleotides long. RefSeq lists its product as uncharacterized. The record is from RefSeq and is a predicted model, not a curated record. Lineage: Eukaryota; Metazoa; Arthropoda; Insecta; Diptera; Cecidomyiidae. The coding region runs from base 115 to 2520 and encodes 801 amino acids. The transcript has 8 exons.